Messenger RNA from Candida dubliniensis CD36, 1062 nucleotides. RefSeq names its product Cha1p (gene CHA1). Bases 1 to 1062 code for a protein of 353 amino acids. Gene Ontology annotation, biological process: L-threonine catabolic process; L-serine catabolic process. Gene Ontology annotation, molecular function: pyridoxal phosphate binding; threonine deaminase activity; L-serine ammonia-lyase activity. The transcript has a single exon. NCBI's taxonomy places the organism in Eukaryota, Fungi, Ascomycota, Pichiomycetes, Serinales, Debaryomycetaceae. The record is from RefSeq and is a predicted model, not a curated record.
AUGUCAACUUCAAUGGAUUUGCAGCCAUACACAAAAUUAUCUCAACCAUAUAUUAAAACUUCAUUAACUGAAGUAACAAAUUUAUUACCUACAAAACCACCAUGUCGUAUAUUUUUUAAAAAUGAAUUAGAACAACCAUCAGGGAGUUUUAAAUUAAGAGGAAUUGGUCAUUUAGUCCAUAAAUCAAUUGAAAAUGCCAUUAAAUCCCAUCUGAAUAAAAUUAUUCAUGUAUUUGCUUCAAGUGGUGGUAAUGCUGGUUUAGCAGCAGCUUAUCUGGCUCAAUUUUAUAAAGUUAAAUGUACUGUUGUAUUACCAAUAAUUUCAAAACCAAUAGUACAAGAAAAAUUGAAAUCUUAUGGUGCGAAAAUUAUUUUAUUUGGAAAUACUAUUAAUGAAGCUGAUCAACAUUUAAAAAAUUUAAUGAAUUUGAUUGAUUUAAAUUCAAUUUAUCCAGUUUAUUGUCAUCCUUUUAAUAAUCCAUUGAUAUGGAAUGGUCAUUCUUCAUUAGUUGAUGAAGUGAUUCAACAAUUGGGUUUUAAAGAUAAAAAUUUUUUAAAAGGAAUGGUUUGUUCUUUUGGAGGUGGUGGAUUAUAUAAUGGUAUAUAUCAAGGUAUGGUUAAUAAUCAAAUUAAUGGAGAUAUUUUACUUAUUGAAACACUUCAGGCACCAACAUUAACUCAAUCAUUAGAAGCUGAUCAAGUCAUUACUUUGAAAUCUGUCAAUUCACUUGCAACUUCAUUGGCUUGUUCUUAUACUACUGAACAAUCAUUGAAAUACUAUAAAGAUCAAAAUUUGGUUAAAUCUCAAGUGGAACUUAUUGAUGAUAUAGAUUCAUUAAGAGCUUGUGUUGCUUUUGAAAAAUGUUUUGGUAAAGUUGUUGAACCAGCUUGUGGAGCAGCAAUGGCAGUUGUAUAUAACAAAAUUGAUUUGUUGUACAAAAAUUUUAAACAUUUGCAACCAGAUGAUAUUGUUGUUAUUGUUGUAUGUGGUGGUUCAUGUACCACAGGUUCUGAUCUUAAAGGGUUUGAGAAAAUGAUACAGAAAUCAGAAAUUAAAUUAUAG